This is a messenger RNA of Trichomonas vaginalis G3, 1623 nucleotides long. RefSeq names its product mitotic DNA replication preinitiation complex assembly. The transcript has a single exon. NCBI's taxonomy places the organism in Eukaryota, Parabasalia, Trichomonadida, Trichomonadidae. The coding region runs from base 1 to 1623 and encodes 540 amino acids. The record is from RefSeq and is a predicted model, not a curated record. Gene Ontology annotation, biological process: DNA replication initiation; double-strand break repair via break-induced replication; mitotic DNA replication preinitiation complex assembly. Gene Ontology annotation, molecular function: DNA replication origin binding; chromatin binding; single-stranded DNA binding. Gene Ontology annotation, cellular component: DNA replication preinitiation complex.
AUGAUCAUCUUAUCCGGAGAUCUCCGGACUGUAUAUGACCAGAUCAUGAGAUCUUCAUCAAGUGGAACUGUUUCAGUUCUCGUUUUCGUUCCUUAUAAUGUUGAUUCAAUAGCAGCAAAAUCGAUAUUAUUUGAUUUAUUCAAACGAGAUGAUAUAUUAGCACAUUUUUCAUUUGUUCGCAGAUAUGCAGAAUUGGAUAGCUGUAUUAAAACCCAUGUUACAGAAGGAACUUUACCUUCCUCAGUUUUUUUUAUUAACUGUGCUGGUGCUGUUAGUUUACUUGCACGUUACGAGGGAGCAUUCAAUUCUGAAACAAAAGCUUACAUUAUUGAAAGUCAUCGACCUAUUCAUCCUCACAAUAUCGAUUCCAGAAAUGAAUUCGUAAAUGUAUUUGAUGUUGCGAACCAAAUUGAUACAACCCUAUCAGAUGAGGAGCAGCAAAUGAACGAAUCGUUUGCUGAUCCAGCUUCUAUUCAAGCUUACGCUCUAGCCGUUGAAAAUGGCUUAGCAAAUUCUCAAGUUUUAUGGUUUGCAAUUCUCGGAUUAACAGAACAUUUCAUCUUAGGUCAUAUUGAUAAUAAUCGUUAUGAAACAUUACUCGAAAUUAUUUCAAAUGAAGUAUCUCGUCUUUCAAAUGGCAAGCCAUUUACUGUCAUAUACGACGACAAUGGUGAUGAAACUGUAAGACCUGAUACAGGAAUUCAAGUACCUGUAUUCCAAGAAUUUGCAAUUUCAUCAUCAACAGAAUUACGAUGCCCAUUGCUUCGUCAAUGGACAUUAGAAGAAUCUUUACAUGCUAGUACAUUCAUUGCUUCUCGUCUCAGAUUAUGGACUGAGUCCGGACAAGAGAAUCUUCAACAUUUAUUAGCAACUACAGGAAUUAAGCUCAAACAAGCUCGCCAAACAUACAUAGUCAUGGAUAGCGAAGUUAAAGAUACAAUCGUAGAAAGAUUUGAUCGCCAAAUUGAUACGUUUAACCUUGCAGGAUUUACAUUUCCAAGUUUUACUCUUAGACGCGGCUACGAGACAGAGCUUUCAGCUGCAGACGUCGUGUUGGCUCUGCGUGCUCAGCUGUGUACCGUAACUGAGAACUCUCUUCCACAAUUAGAUACUUUUUCCGGAAUGAGAUUUCUAAACAAUCCAGAACUCAGACAUUCUUCCAUGGAAGCAGCCAAAAAGCGUGCUAAGUCGAUUGUCAAGUUCGGAACAGAGCUUUUAUCACGUCGAAAUUCGAUGAUUAUUAAUUCACAAGAUUUUUGGACUGUUACUGUUAGAGAUGCAUUAGAUCCAGCAUUCAAACACGAGCCACAAACCGUUGCUGAGCUCGGCCAAUUCCUUCUCCAAGCUCUUGAUACUUUGAUUCAAGAUGGAGGUUCAAUCCCUAUAAUUCUUUCUAUUUUAGAUGAAGAGAAAGACAAAUUUCUCGUUGUUGCAGUUUCCCCUUCGUUCGAGUUCUCCGAUGCUGUUAGUACUCCAUUCGGAAAGCUCUUCAAAGCCGCUGCUGCUGAAGCCGAGAUUGUAAUCUCCGCUGACUCUUUUGAUUCUUUUGUUUGUACUGUUCCUGCUCAGAAUUUGCCACUGUUCUUUGAUAUAUUAUCAAGACUUAUAGUGCGUGACGUAUAA